AUGGCCGCGGUGCCGGCGGAGCGGGAGAGGCCCCGGCGGCGGGAGGAGCGGGCCGGGGGUGCGAAGCGGCGGCGGCGGGAGGAGCCCCCUCAGGAGCCACCGGAGGAGUCUCCGGAGAGGCCGGCAGAGACCCCGCGGGACUCCCCGGCCGAGCCCGGGUACCUGGCGCUGGCCCGCGGGCUGCUGGCCGGCGGCGCCCCGGCCCGCUGCAGCCCCGCGCCCGCCCGGCCCGCCGGGGAGCCCGCGGGGGACGGAGCCGGAGAUGGGGACGAUCUGCUGGGGCAGCUGAUCCGAGACCUGAAUGAAAUCAAUGAGGUUCCUUUUUUCGAUGUGCAGCUCCCUUAUGAGCUGGCACUGAAGAUAUUCCAGUACCUGGGCAAGGCUGAGCUGGGAAGGUGUGCUCAGGUCAGCAGGACGUGGAAAAUCCUUGCAGAAGAUGAGGUGUUGUGGUACCGGCUGUGCCAGCAGGAGGGGUACCUGUUGGACACGAGCAUCUCUGACCAUUCCUGCUGGAAGCUCGCCCUCAAAAACUGCAGAGCCAGAGAGCACAUGCUGAAAACCAACUGGAAGAACCGCGUGGGUGCCGUGAGCCAGCUGCGCUACGAGCCCGGCCGGGUCCUGUGUGACGUGCACUGCUGCGAUGGCGUGGUCAUGGCUGGGUACAGCUCAGGGGAGGUGAGACUGUGGGACACCCGCACCUGGGACUACACAGCUCCUGUGCUGGCAGCAGUGGCAGUGCCUGCAGGGGCUGGAGCCCCGCCACACGUCUCUUUUGUGAGGAUAAACAGCUCCCUGGCCGUGGCAGCCUACGAGGACGGCACUGUGAGUGUUUGGAGCCUGCUGCUGGGGCAGGAGCCCAUCCAUCACUUCCAGCACAACCAGCGCGUCCAGGCCCUGGCGCUGGCCCCGGGCGGCGCCGCCGUGGCCACGGCCUCCGGCUUCCAGGUCAAGGUGGAGAGCCCUGACGACAAAGGGUUCUGGCAAACCCCAGGAACCUUUGAAAUCCAGAAAUUGGUCAACUUCCUUAAUCUGGUUCCAGAUGUCCCAGGGAGCCCAGUGGCAGUGGCAGCUGCAGAGGACAUUGUCUAUCUCCUGAAAGCAGAAGAUCCUGGCAAAGUUCUGCACUCUGUCUAUGGUCAGCCUGUCACCUGCCUCGAUGUGGCUGCUCACGAAACAGCCUUUGGCAUCAAAACCUUUGGCUGGUUACUGAAUGAGCCCAACCAGAUCCUUCUUUACAACCUAGAAACAAACCAGUGUGUGACCAAGGUGGGCAACUCCAUCGGUGCCUUCUCCUGUGUCAACCUCCAGAGCAGCCCCCCCAACAUGCUGGUGGCAGGCAACAAGGACAGAAGGGUGAGGGUGUUUGACCUGCGCUGUGCCCAGCCCGUGUGCUCCCUGUACGGCCACCAGCUGGGAGUGUCUGCAGUGCAGAUGGACGAGUGGAAAAUCGUCAGCGGAGGGGAGGAGGGGCUGGUGUGUGUGUGGGACCAGCGAAUGGCCACCAAGCUCUGGGAGAUGCACUCCAGACAUCCUGUCCGCCACGUGUGGUUCAACUCCCACAGCCUGAUCACUGCCAACAUCCCCGAGGAGAAGAACCCCCGAGGCUCCAGCAUCACCGAGGAUGACCCCAGCUUGCACCGAAAGUACCGAGGGGUGAUUUAUUCCUACGAGUUCUCUGUGGACCAGCUGGCUGUGGACAGUGUCCUCCCCAUCUGCCGCUCUUCCUACGACGAGGUGACAGGGUACAACUACAACAUCGGCCUGGCAGUGCCCUAUGACAGCAUCUAGGGCACUCCUUGGCCUCUGGGGCCAGCCUGGGCCACAGGCAAAGGAAAAUCAAUGUGGGACAAGCACCCAAAAGCUGCUGUGGGCUGCAGAAAGUCCUGGGGAUGUGAACCCAAACAGGGCAGGGCUGCCCUGGAGCACCAUGCUGAGUUGUCACUCUGGACACGUCCAGGGGUGCAGCCUGGGGGAGUGAAGGGGCUGAGAAGGGAAAGGGAGCACUGGCAGGGUGAGCAGAACUAUUCCUGCUGCUUGUGGGAAAGGUGCUGCAGCUCCCAUCUUGGUCAGGAAGCCAGAGUGGGACACUGAGGAGGUGGGAGCUCUCUGAGGAGUUCUUGCCUACCCCAAGAGGGGAAAAAAAAUCACCAGGGACUUGGAAAAAGCAUGUGCUGAGCCACAUGUUUGAAAUGUCUGUCCUGAUGCUGAGCUGCUGGUUCUUGUUUUCCUUGGAGUACAUUGGAAUGUGCCUGGGAACAGGACAACAGACCCGUGCACAAAAGGUUAUGGUGGCUGGAGAGGGAUUGGGAUGGAGAGAAAACAGAGGGGAAGGUUCCCUAGGCCAGGCUGGAUGCUUGGGAACUCAGCAGGCCACACACAUCCAAAUUAUUUUAGAAUAAAUUAUUUUUUUAAUUCUUCAAAGUCCUGGAUUAAAUGUUUUGUAAUUAUA
This is a messenger RNA of Catharus ustulatus (Swainson's thrush), 2449 nucleotides long. RefSeq names its product F-box and WD repeat domain containing 8 (gene FBXW8). Gene Ontology annotation, cellular component: centriole; ciliary basal body; Cul7-RING ubiquitin ligase complex. Gene Ontology annotation, biological process: protein ubiquitination; cilium assembly. NCBI's taxonomy places the organism in Eukaryota, Metazoa, Chordata, Aves, Passeriformes, Turdidae. The transcript has 11 exons. Gene Ontology annotation, molecular function: protein binding. Bases 1 to 1788 code for a protein of 595 amino acids. The record is from RefSeq and is a predicted model, not a curated record.